AUGACCAACUUCCUCAAAGAGCCAUUCAAAACAAAACUCAAGUGGUACUUUGCUCAGGAUAUCAUUCAGCUCAACAACAAUGCUGACAAUGGGGAAUCUGUGAUCAUACCCUCACUACGGCAGUGUUGGAAUCACAAUUAUCAGGUUAUUCUGUCAUAUGAUGACUCAGCUGCGUCUGAAUAUGAGGAAUUGUGGCCACAGUGUGAAUAUUGGUGGGCAAAUACAUCAGAUCCAAAACAUGUCAUAUCUUACCUGGAGGAGAGAGAAACAGAAGGAAGACCAGGUCAGUUUUUUGCUACUGGUCUGAACCUAACUGAGGAUGCUAAGUAUGUUCUUUCUCAUCUGUGCCAGUCUUUACAAAGUAUGACCUUGAGCUCAUACAGUCUGCUUUUGAACUGGGUCAAACAGCAACGUCCAGGCCCGGGCACAUCAUGUGUCAACAUCAUCUGUGCAGAUUUUGUGGGGGCUUUCAGCAAUGAAUUCACCCAGCUGGUUAUUGGACUCAAUCAAACACUCUUAGAGCAGACCUGACCCUUAAAUCUGCCAUAAACAUUACAUAAAUGUAUCAUCUUUCUUGCAGUGUAUCUUGUUGUUUUUAAUG
Messenger RNA from Cyprinus carpio (common carp), 601 nucleotides. Its product is annotated as PI-PLC X domain-containing protein 1-like. Gene Ontology annotation, biological process: lipid metabolic process. The record is from RefSeq and is a predicted model, not a curated record. The transcript is spliced from 4 exons. Gene Ontology annotation, molecular function: phosphoric diester hydrolase activity. Lineage: Eukaryota; Metazoa; Chordata; Actinopteri; Cypriniformes; Cyprinidae. The coding region runs from base 1 to 531 and encodes 176 amino acids.